AUGUUCAAGCAUAGAGACAACAUCGCCCAUUCACCCUUCACCACCGACCCACAGGGGAGUGGAAUGACGAUGAAGGCGGUGCGAUUUGGUCAGGAACAACAACAACAGCAGCAGCACCAGAUGGCCGGAAACAAAAAUGGCGCACCAGAAGCUGCGGGGAAAAAACGGCCCCGUGACAUCCGCGGAAUCGAGCGAUUCAGACAAGUGAUCUACGGAGAAAAGGGCCUGCCCCGUUUCCACGCGAUGGUCGCACGCAACCCGACGCUCAUGUACCCGCCCGAUGGAAUAGACGCUGAACGAGCGAGAAUACAGAAGAAGCGUGAGGAGGAUGUGCUGGUCACAUUACAGGAGAAGCAGCAACAACAACAGCAGCAGUCCCAAGAGAGCCACCCACAUCCCGGGGAAGUGGAUACGGCCUUGUGGGCGAUGUUUGAAGAGCGUCGGGCCGCCGAAGAAGAAGGAGAAAAAAACACCGCUGCUCGAACCGAAGGUGCGGUGGCUGGUGCCAAAUCCUCGCCCCAGAACGCCANCGCCGAAGAAGAAGGAGAAAAAAACACCGCUGCUCGAACCGAAGGUGCGGUGGCUGGUGCCAAAUCCUCGCCCCAGAACGCCACUUCGGGUGAUGCCACCUCGCCCCCUUUUGAAGGUGUUGUUGCUGCAGCCCACGGAGACAUGAGUGCUGAGCACCUGGCAAACUACCACCACCGACAGCUGGACGCCCUGAUGGGGCUCUACUAUGAAUUCAACCAUCUCACAUUCAUGAAGCUACCUAUGAGUGACACUCUGCAGUUGCUCCAACGGUGUGGCAAGGAGGCGGUGGCGCAUUGUUUGGAGUUUGAGAUGCAGUUGCGUAUGCGUCGCGAGACGCGUCUGAAGGAGUUGGGCGCUGUGGCGGAGAACGAGAUGCAGUUAAAGCAGCGCGAACUGGAGGCGCAGACAAAACUGCUGGAGAUGCAGAUGCAGGUGGCAGAAGAGGUGCAGGUCACUCUGGAUGAUUUGGAUGAGGAAGGUGCACUGUAG
Molecule: messenger RNA, 1020 nt
Organism: Trypanosoma grayi
Lineage: Eukaryota; Euglenozoa; Kinetoplastea; Trypanosomatida; Trypanosomatidae
Exons: 1
Coding region: 1-1020 (339 amino acids)
Source: RefSeq, a predicted model, not a curated record